UCCAACCCCCGCCGGCCCCCGCGGCCUAGUCUGUUGCCGCUUCCUGUUUGGACUGGGAGUCCCGCGGUCGCAAAUUGUGAGAAUUUGGGAAGGGAACCUUCAUCUUCUCGUCUAGUUCUCCGAGGUUGAAGGCUCCGCCUGCUCAGAGAAGGAAACUGAGGUCCACCGAGUUGGAGAAACCCACUCAACACCAGGACUAACUUCUUCAGUGCUUAGAGUGUGAGAAAAAUGGCAAAUAUGAAUAGUGAUUCUAGGCAUCUUGGCACCUCUAAGGUAGAUCAUGAAAGAGAUCCUGGACCUAUGAAUAUCCAGUUUGAGCCGUCAGAUCUAAGAUCCAAAAGGCCUUUCUAUAUAGAGCCCACAAACAUCGUGAAUGUGAAUCAUGUCAUUCAGAGGGUUAGUGACCAUGCCUCCGCCAUGAACAAGAGAAUUCAUUACUACAGCCGGCUCACCACUCCUGCAGACAAGGCACUGAUUGCCCCAGACCAUGUAGUUCCAGGUCCAGAAGAGUGCUAUGUGUAUAGCCCAUUGGGCUCUGCUUAUAAACUUCAAAGUUACACUGAAGGAUACGGUAAAAACACCAGUUUAGUAACCAUUUUUAUGAUUUGGAAUACCAUGAUGGGAACAUCUAUACUAAGCAUUCCUUGGGGCAUAAAACAGGCUGGAUUUACUACUGGAAUGUGUGUCAUCAUACUGAUGGGCCUUUUAACACUUUAUUGCUGCUACCGAGUAGUGAAAUCACGGACUAUGAUAUCUUCGUUGGAUACUACUACCUGGGAAUAUCCAGAUGUCUGCAGACAUUAUUUCGGCUCCUUUGGGCAGUGGUCGAGUCUCCUUUUCUCCUUGGUGUCUCUCAUUGGAGCAAUGAUAGUUUAUUGGGUGCUUAUGUCAAAUUUUCUUUUUAAUACUGGAAAGUUUAUUUUUAAUUUUAUUCAUCACAUUAAUGACACAGACACUAUACUGAGUACCAAUAAUAGCAACCCUGUGAUUUGUCCAAGUGCCGGGAGUGGAGGCCAUCCUGACAACAGCUCUAUGAUUUUCUAUGCCAAUGACACAGGAGCCCAACAGUUUGAAAAGUGGUGGGAUAAGUCCAGGACAGUGCCCUUUUAUCUUGUAGGGUUCCUCCUUCCACUGCUCAAUUUCAAAUCUCCUUCAUUUUUUUCAAAAUUUAAUAUCCUAGGCACAGUAUCUGUCCUUUAUUUGAUUUUCCUUGUCACCUUUAAGGCUGUUCGCUUGGGAUUUCAUUUGGAAUUUCAUUGGUUUAUACCAACAGAAUUUUUUGUACCAGAGAUAAGAUUUCAGUUUCCACAGCUGACUGGAGUGCUUACCCUUGCUUUUUUUAUUCAUAAUUGUAUCAUCACACUCUUGAAGAACAACAAGAAACAAGAAAACAAUGUGAGGGACCUGUGCAUUGCUUAUAUGCUAGUGACGUUAACUUAUCUCUAUAUUGGAGUCCUGGUUUUUGCUUCAUUUCCUUCACCACCAUUAUCCAAAGAUUGUAUUGAGCAGAAUUUUUUAGACAACUUCCCCAGCAGUGACACCCUGUCCUUCAUUGCAAGGAUAUUCCUGCUGUUCCAGAUGAUGACUGUAUACCCACUCUUAGGCUACCUGGCUCGUGUCCAGCUUUUGGGCCAUAUCUUCGGUGACAUUUAUCCUAGCAUUUUCCACGUGCUGAUUCUUAAUCUAAUUAUUGUGGGAGCUGGAGUGAUCAUGGCCUGUUUCUACCCAAACAUAGGAGGGAUCAUAAGAUAUUCAGGAGCAGCGUGUGGCCUGGCCUUUGUAUUCAUAUACCCAUCUCUCAUCUAUAUAAUAUCCCUCCACCAAGAAGAGCGUCUGACAUGGCCUAAAUUAGUCUUUCACGUUUUCAUCAUCAUUUUAGGUGUGGCUAACCUGAUUGUUCAGUUUUUUAUGUGAAAUACCUCAACUGUUUUUUCAAGAGCUCUCAUAUUUUGAGCCUUGACAACAGUUCUAUAUAAAUUCACUUGUAAAUGCUGCUGUUGUGUAAUUCUAAAUAUUUUCUAAGAUAAUUUGAAAGAAAGGAAAAUAGUGGCCCCUUAAUAAGUAUGUUUUUAUUGGGGUGGGGAAAGGGGCAAAAAGAAUGAUCUUAGUGUCUUUACCUUUCUCAUAUUAACUCACCUCUUUAUUCUGUGGUCUUUUCUAAAUAGAAAUGUAUGCCCUAGGAAGAAAUCAUGCUGGGUUUUGCUUUUAGAGAUAAAAGGUGGUGGAUUUAUUUUGCCUGCAGUAAAAAUUCUCAGGGUGUCAGAGCAGCAUAUUGCCAAAUCCUGCUUCUGUUUUAUGUUUCAGUGUAUUCACUUUCAUUUUCUUACUAACUAGACCAUUUCUGCAGUUUGCCCAAACCUCUACUGUUUGGGACAGUAAACGAAAUACCUCAUUUUUAAAAAGAAGUUUUCAUGGCAUCAGUGUUAAUAAAGUACAUUUUUAGCUGAGUCUUAAUCUCUAUUUGAAGAAAAAGUAGAGACAAAAGUAAUGUCAAUGUAAUCCCCAGGAUCAUGAAAUGUAUACAAAAUAAACAAAGUAGUAGAGUU
This is a messenger RNA of Chlorocebus sabaeus (green monkey), 2546 nucleotides long. It is a transcript of the gene SLC38A9, whose product is annotated as solute carrier family 38 member 9. Gene Ontology annotation, biological process: amino acid transmembrane transport. Gene Ontology annotation, cellular component: lysosomal membrane. NCBI's taxonomy places the organism in Eukaryota, Metazoa, Chordata, Mammalia, Primates, Cercopithecidae. The record is from RefSeq and is a predicted model, not a curated record. Gene Ontology annotation, molecular function: L-amino acid transmembrane transporter activity.